This is a messenger RNA of Colletotrichum lupini, 213 nucleotides long. Its product is annotated as FluG domain-containing protein. The annotation marks the transcript as partial. The record is from RefSeq and is a predicted model, not a curated record. The transcript has 2 exons. Lineage: Eukaryota; Fungi; Ascomycota; Sordariomycetes; Glomerellales; Glomerellaceae.
UACCCUAUAAUAAGUAUACUUAUAUUAAUAAUAAUAAUUAAGUUCGUUUAUUAUAAGGGAAUAGAUAAUAAACCGAAGCCGACUAUUUUUUAUUUUACUCUAGCUAAGAAGCUUAUUUUCUAUAUAGUUAGUACUAUUAUUGCUCUAGCUCUUUAUAACUACGUUUUUAAUGCCGCGAGUUUAACGUCCGUAUUCCGGAUAUUACGAGCUUAG